Messenger RNA from Glarea lozoyensis ATCC 20868, 606 nucleotides. Its product is annotated as MFS general substrate transporter. Gene Ontology annotation, biological process: carbohydrate transport; transmembrane transport. The coding region runs from base 1 to 606 and encodes 201 amino acids. Lineage: Eukaryota; Fungi; Ascomycota; Leotiomycetes; Helotiales; Helotiaceae. The transcript has 2 exons. Gene Ontology annotation, cellular component: membrane. Gene Ontology annotation, molecular function: carbohydrate:proton symporter activity. The record is from RefSeq and is a predicted model, not a curated record.
AUGGUUUUGGACGAAGACAUGGGACAGCUAUCGGAUGCCUCGUUCAUUUUGCUUGGUGCUCUCCUUCAAUCCUUCCCUCCAGCCUCAAACCCUGACCCAAUGUAUCUCGCCGGUCGCUUCCUCAUCGGAUUUGGGUCAAGCAUUUCUAAUGCGACCUGCCCACUCCUGAUCACGGAAUUAGCACACCCUAAACAUCGUGGUAAGGUAACCACUAUACACAACACACUUUGGUACCUAGGCGCCAUAGUUGUAGCAUGGACAACUUAUGGCACACUCACUACUCUCACGGGACACAUUCAAUGGCGAUUGCCCACCGGACUCCAAUACCUCAUGCCUGGUAUUGAGCUGGUAGUGGUUUACAUUGUCCCAGAAUCCCCACGUUGGCUCAUUAGCAAAGGACGAGAUGAUGAGGCAUUGAGUAUCCUGACCAAGUACCACGGCAAUGGUGUUCAGGAUUCUUUUGUUAGCUUCGAGUACUAUGAGAUCCGGGAAACUUUACGUCUCGAGAAACAAGCUGCUACGAGCAAUGAUUGGGCAGAGAUGGUUCGAACGCCCGGAAACCGCAAGCGCUGCAUUCUCAUCAUUCUCACUGCCGUAUUCUCGUAG